Rhodofomes roseus is the source of this 777-nucleotide messenger RNA. RefSeq names its product ribosomal protein S5, N-terminal domain-containing protein. The record is from RefSeq and is a predicted model, not a curated record. The transcript is spliced from 3 exons. Gene Ontology annotation, molecular function: structural constituent of ribosome; RNA binding. Gene Ontology annotation, cellular component: cytosolic small ribosomal subunit; ribosome. NCBI's taxonomy places the organism in Eukaryota, Fungi, Basidiomycota, Agaricomycetes, Polyporales, Fomitopsidaceae. The coding region runs from base 1 to 777 and encodes 258 amino acids. Gene Ontology annotation, biological process: translation.
AUGGCUGACGCUGGACGCGGACGUGGUGGAUUCGGGCGUGGUCGUGGUGACCGUGGACGGGGCCGUCGGGGCCCUCGUCGUGGAGGCCGUAGGGACGAGGAGAAGGAGUGGGUCCCCGUCACGAAGCUCGGUCGUCUUGUGAAGGACGGCAAGAUCAAGUCCAUGGAGGAGAUCUACCUCUUCUCGCUCCCCGUCAAGGAGUACCAGAUCGUCGACUACUUCCUCCCCAAGCUCAAGGAUGAGGUCAUGAAGAUCAUGCCUGUGCAGAAGCAGACUCGUGCCGGUCAGCGCACGCGUUUCAAGGCUUUCGUUGCGAUCGGUGACUUCGAGGGCCACGUCGGUCUCGGUGUCAAGUGCGCGAAGGAAGUCGCAACUGCCAUCCGGGGUGCUAUCAUCCUCGCCAAGCUCUCGGUCAUUCCCGUCCGUCGGGGGUACUGGGGUGCUGCGCUCGGUGAGCCACACACUGUGCCCUCGAAGGUCAGCGGGAAGGUCGGAUCCGUCAUGUGCCGUCUCAUCCCCGCACCAAGAGGUACCGGUCUCGUCGCUGCACCUGCCUCGAAGCGUCUGCUGCAGCUCGCUGGUGUCGAGGAUUGCUACACGCAGUCGAAGGGCUCGACUGCGACGAUGGGUAACUUCUUGAAGGCUACCUUUGCUGCCAUCACAAAAACAUACGCUUUCCUCACGCCCGACCUCUGGCGCGAGAUCCCCGUCUCGAAGUACCCGUACGACGAGCACAGUGCGCAUCUCCAACUUGCAGCAGGCAAGAAGGCGUACUAG